This is a messenger RNA of Scomber japonicus (chub mackerel), 1453 nucleotides long. RefSeq names its product CCAAT enhancer binding protein alpha (gene cebpa). The transcript has a single exon. Bases 237 to 1178 code for a protein of 313 amino acids. Gene Ontology annotation, biological process: regulation of transcription by RNA polymerase II; myeloid cell differentiation; DNA-templated transcription. The record is from RefSeq and is a predicted model, not a curated record. Gene Ontology annotation, molecular function: RNA polymerase II cis-regulatory region sequence-specific DNA binding; DNA-binding transcription factor activity, RNA polymerase II-specific. Lineage: Eukaryota; Metazoa; Chordata; Actinopteri; Scombriformes; Scombridae.
UUGACAGCUCACAGUUUACUGAGCAGGAUCUCCUCCGUGCUCCUCCUGCUGCUCCUCUCCCUGCUGCUCCUCUCACGUUAAACUCCCGGUGAGCCUCCGCGCGCCCCGCAGCAGCAGCAGCAGCAGCAGCAGUCUCCCCUGCGCACGUGCAGCUGUCUGACCCCCCUCUCACCUGAGGAACCCUGACAGCGGACCCUACUUUCUCCAAACUGGAUUCCCGGAGCUCGUCGCCAUGCAUGCCCGGGUUUAGAUUCUCCAUGGAGCUCUCUAACCUGUACGAGGUCGCUCCCCGGCCCCUGCUGAGCAGCCUCCCCCACGGCCAGCAGCCCUCCUCCGGCUACAGAGACCCGGCAGAGCUCGGUGGAGACAUCGGAGACAACGAGACUUCCAUCGACCUGAGCGCGUACAUCGACCCGUCGGCCUUUAACGACGACUUCCUGGCCGACCUGUUCCACCACAGCUCCAGACAGGACAAGCUGAAGAUGAUGAGCGGGGACUACGACCCGGUGCAGGUCGGUCCCGGGCCCCCGGUGCAGUGUGGCCCGGGGCCCCCGGUGCAGUGCGGCCCGGGACCCCAGCAGCUCUACAUGUCCAACUACAUGGAGUCCAAGCUGGAGCCGAUGUACGACCACAACCCGCCGCGGAUCCGACCCGUCGCCAUCAAGCAGGAGCCCCGGGACGACGAGGACCUGAGCCCGGCCAUGCCCCCCACCUACCACCACCCGCAGCAGUACAGCCAGCACCCUCCCCAGCAGCAGAUGCCCCACCUGCAGUACCAGAUCGCUCACUGCGCCCAGACCACCAUGCACCUCCAGCCGGGCCACCCGACCCCUCCUCCCACCCCGGUGCCGAGCCCGCACCAGCACCACCACUCGCACCAGCACCAGCAGGGCGGGCUGAAGCUGCUGGAGCACCGAGGGGGGGGCAAAUCCAAAAAACACGUCGAUAAGAGCAGCCCGGAGUACCGGCUCCGGCGCGAGCGCAACAACGUGGCCGUGCGUAAGAGCAGGGACAAGGCCAAGAUGCGCAACAUGGAGACGCAGCAGAAGGUGGUGGAGCUCAGCAACGACAACGACAGACUGCGGAGGAGGGUGGAGCACCUGACCCGGGAGCUGGACACGUUACGGGGCAUCUUCAGACAGCUGCCGGACGGGUCCUUCAAACCGAUGGGCAGCUGAGAGCCUGCGGGGCGGGACCCGGUGCACCAGGACCGGACCUGCAGCGGGACCGGACCCGGUGCGGGACGGGACCUGCAGCGGGACCGGACCAGUGCUGGAUUUACUGAGUGCAGCUCCGCGUGCAGACGGACUGAGAGGAGACUGAGCAGCUGAUCUGUUCACUGCAAAAAUCUUCGUCUAAACUUUUUUUUGUCUUUAAAUCCUGAAACUUGAAUUUUGUCUCCUGCAAAAAAAAAGAAAAAAAAAGAAAAGAAAAGAAAGAAAAGAAAGAAAAA